Messenger RNA from Adineta ricciae, 1287 nucleotides. The record is from the annotation of a GenBank genome assembly. NCBI's taxonomy places the organism in Eukaryota, Metazoa, Rotifera, Eurotatoria, Adinetida, Adinetidae.
AUGCAACUCUCACAGAAAAUCUUCUUUACACUUGCUGUCAUCUGUUUAAUCUCAACCGCGUAUGGUAAACAAAAAACAACGAAAGACAAAGUUGUUGAAGGAGCAACACAUAUCAAAGAUACAGUCGCAGAUAAAGUCGCUGAUGGUGUUAAAACUGGAGCAAAACUAGCAACAGACGGAGCAAAAGUUGCUGCAGAUGCUGCUAAGACUGCUGGAGAUUAUGUUGCUGAUGCUGCUUCUAAUGCAGCUAAAGUUGGCCAAGAAGCAGCAAAUGAUGCAGCCAAAGUAACCAAAGAAUACGUCGCUGCUGGUGCUCAAAAAACUCAAGAGGCUUACAAUGAAUAUGUCGCACCUACUGCCUCUGAGACACUGAAUGUCGUCAAGGAGAAAGUUGUCGAAGCAGCUAAGGUCAGUCAAGAAGCUGCAGCCGAAGCAGCCAAAGUAACCAAAGAAUAUGUUGCUGCUGGCGCACAAAAAACUCAAGAAGUGUACAAUGAAUACGUUGCGCCAGUAGCGUCUGAAACACUGAAUGUUGUUAAAGAAAAAGUCGUCGAUGCUGCUCAUGUCACUGCGGAAAAAACACAAGAAGUCCUCAACGAAUAUGUACUUCCAACUGCUCAAGCUGGUAUCGAAAAAACACAAGAAGUUUAUAAAGAAUACGUCGCUCCAGCAGCUGCCGCAGGUGCUGAAAUCGUCAAAGAAAAAGUCGCCGAAGCCGCCAAAGUCGGUUCUGAAUACGCUGAAGUUUUGAAAGAAAAAGCUGCAGAGGCGGCAAAAGUUGGCUCAGAAUACGCUGAAGUACUGAAAGAAAAAGCUGCCGAAGCAGCCAAAACCGGUUCCGAAUAUGCUGAAGUGUUGAGUGAAAAAGCAAUCUCUGCUGCUGAAGCUGGUAACGAAUAUUUAGCACAUGGAGCCGAAGUUGUUAAAGAAUAUGCUACAGAAUAUGCCGAUGAAGCUCUCAAACAAGGUCAGGUAUUCAAAGAAGUCGCGAAAGAAAAACUUGGAGAAAUGACCGCUGAAACGAUCAAAAGUGCGAAAGAAUUUGCUUCUGAAGCAAUCAAAGCUACCAGUGAAUAUGCUGCUCAUGCUAGCGAAGUAUUACAAGAAAAAGUUCCCGAAGCUCUCGAAGCUGGAAAAGAAUUCGCUGCCAAGGCUGUUGAAGUUGGUCAAGAGUAUGGUAAAGAAGCCCUGGAAAAAACUGAGAAAUAUGCUGAGCAAGUUUAUGAAGCUGGCAAAGCUAAAGCUGAAGAACUUCUUCGAGAAGCGAAGAAGAAAGUCGAUUUAUAA